AUGGCAAAUGGUGGCGCUGGUGGUGGUGGAAACAACGGUGGUGGCGGAAACAACGGAACAGGAAACCGGACGGAGGAGUUACAACCCCACCCGGUGAAAGAACAACUCCCCGGAAUUCAGUACUGUGUCAACAGUCCUCCUCCUUGGUUUGAAGCGGUAGUGUUGGGUUUCCAGCAUUAUUUGCUGAGUCUUGGCAUCACAGUUCUCAUUCCAAGUCUAUUAGUCCCACUCAUGGGAGGUGGCGAUGCAGAAAAGGCUAAAGUAAUACAAACAUUACUAUUUGUGUCUGGAUUAACAACAAUGUUUCAGUCUUUCUUUGGAACUCGAUUGCCUGUAAUAGCUGCGGCUUCUUAUACCUAUAUCAUACCUAUCACUACCAUCAUUUCUUCAACUCGAUUCACUUACUACACUGAUCCAUUUGAAAGAUUUGUGAGAACAAUGAGAAGCAUACAAGGCGCUCUUAUUAUCACUGGAUGUUUCCAAGUUGUCGUCUGUUUUCUAGGCAUAUGGAGAAAUAUUGUUAGAUUUCUAAGCCCACUCUCUAUUGCUCCUUUGGCAACAUUUACCGGACUGGGACUAUACCAUAUCGGCUUCCCUUUGUUAGCAAGAUGCGUUGAAGUGGGAUUUCCUGGAUUGCUAAUACUUGUAUUUAUCACUCAGUACUUACCUCGUUGCCUCAAGAUGAAGAAAGGAGUGAUGCUUUGGGAUGGAAACAGAUGCGACCGCUAUGGGAUAAUGCUAUGUAUUCCACUAGUAUGGUUGUUCGCUCAACUACUCACAUCGAGUGGUGUUUAUGACCACAAACCUCAGACUACUCAAACAAGUUGUCGUACAGAUCGCACUGGUCUCAUAACCAACACUCCUUGGAUAUACAUACCAUAUCCGUUUCAAUGGGGAAGCCCAACUUUCAACAUAACUGAUUCCUUCGCGAUGAUGGCUGCAUCUUUCGUUACUCUCUUUGAGUCGACUGGUUUGUUUUACGCAUCCGCAAGAUAUGGAAGCGCGACGCCCAUCCCACCAUCAGUUGUUAGUCGUGGUACUGGCUGGCUGGGAGUUGGCGUAUUACUCAAUGGGAUGCUUGGAGGUAUCACAGGGAUCACAACAUCAACAGAAAAUGUUGGACUUUUGGCAAUGACAAAGAUUGGGAGUCGAAGAGUGAUACAAAUAUCAGCUGCCUUCAUGCUUUUUCUCUCCAUUUUUGGAAAGUUUGGAGCUUUCUUCGCGUCCAUACCAUUACCAAUCAUGGCAUCUCUUUAUUGUAUUGUCUUGUGUUUUGUGUCUUCUGCGGGACUUAGCUUUCUACAAUUCUGCAACCUC
This is a messenger RNA of Camelina sativa (false flax), 1317 nucleotides long. Lineage: Eukaryota; Viridiplantae; Streptophyta; Magnoliopsida; Brassicales; Brassicaceae. The record is from RefSeq and is a predicted model, not a curated record.